AUGCUGGUAGAGAACCCUCGACAAUGGCACGAUACUUUGUAUGAGACACUCUGGGCUUAUCGCACAUCCAAGCGGAAUCCCACGGCUACGACACCGUAUGCGCUCAUGUUUGGUCACGACGCUGUAUUACCCUUGGAGAUCAACGUUCAUUCCUUACGUGUGCAAGAGCAGCAUCAUUUGAUCGGUGAGGAUUACGUCCAGGCGAUGUGGCAAGAACACGAAGAUUUAAGCGAGCAACGCUUGGCUGCUUUGGACAAUUUGGUAAUGGAGAAACAGCGUAUCGCCCACGCCUAUGAUAAGAGGACACGUGGUCAUAGUUACAAGGAAGGAGAACUUGUUUGGAAAGCCGUUUUACCCCUAGGCGAGAAGUUGACCGGCCACGAUAAAUGGACUCCGCGAUGGGAGGGACCCUUUGUCGUUCACCGUAUCUUGGAGCGUGGAGCUUUUCACCUCAGAGACGUCGAUGGCGACAUCCAUCGCAACCCCAUCAACGGGCAUUUCUUGAAGAAAUACUACCCUAGUGUUUGGGAGUUCGACGACCCCCUUGAUCAGCUUCCUGCCCAGACUGGGGGGCAACCAUAA
Rosa chinensis is the source of this 582-nucleotide messenger RNA. RefSeq lists its product as uncharacterized. Bases 1 to 582 code for a protein of 193 amino acids. Lineage: Eukaryota; Viridiplantae; Streptophyta; Magnoliopsida; Rosales; Rosaceae. The transcript has a single exon. Gene Ontology annotation, molecular function: nucleic acid binding. The record is from RefSeq and is a predicted model, not a curated record.